This is a messenger RNA of Lecanosticta acicola, 1747 nucleotides long. The record is from the annotation of a GenBank genome assembly. NCBI's taxonomy places the organism in Eukaryota, Fungi, Ascomycota, Dothideomycetes, Mycosphaerellales, Mycosphaerellaceae.
AUGCCUUUCAUCACCAUUCAUAAACAGCAGGCGACCAACAACGGCAGUCCUCGGAAAUCACUCAACAAGAAGGUAUCCCAGAUCUUCGGCGUCGGAAAGAAUCCUUAUCCAGCCGCGGGCUUGUCGAGGUUGAAACGCGCCGCAUCACGCAUCUUUGAGAAGAUCAUCCGCCCUCACCGUAAGUCCUCGUCACUUCGAUCACGACCGAUCGAGACUACUCUAACGUGAAGCAGGCUCAGAUAUGGACGGGAUGUCUUCGCCUCAUCAUCGGACUGCUCCUCCAACACGGCCAGCGCUUAGCAGCCAUGUCGCCACGGUUCGUGAUGCUUUACGAUCAUCCGAUGCGAGCUGGGAAGUGCCGACGACAUAUGUGCCCCAAAGGAAACGCUCCGUGCGCUUUGAGGGCUUGGGCGUGAACAGCCAGCUGGAUGGUCAGGUCAGCGAGAGAAGGUAUGAGGUGCCCUAUACGAAAGAGCAAUCCCGAAAUACGAUACAUGGCGCAUUCAGACUUCAAGGCUAUAGCAUUGUCUCUCCAAUGGUGCUAAGAAAGGUGCAGAUCGAAGUCAGAGAGUAGCUCACACUCCCGCCUUGAAGCGUUGACUACAAAGCUAGCCAUCACGUCCGCGACAGACACGGUCGUUCGCCGCGCAAAUUCCAAGACGAAGCCGAAUGUGCCAUUUCUCGACACACACGUCGACUUCCUGCAUGAUCAGGUUGCCUUGGACCGCCACUCAUCCCCUAGUACCAUGUCCUCUUCAACACCAUUGCGAGACCCUCGCUCGAUGUGGUCACCAGCCAGUACGGCAUCGACAGGAGCAACAUCCUUCACCUCACCAGGCUCAUCGGGAUCAAAGAACAAACGUCAGACCCCAGAGGACUGUCAGAAUACAAGCAAGACCGUCGCCAAUCCCGGCGAAGAGAAUCAACUUCCACCGAUCGAGGAGGAUAGUGCACGUUUCAUUAUGCUGCCUGUCCAAGAGACAACACUUACCGUUGCACCCUCUGUUACAACUGUCGAGAAUGCUGCAGCAGCCAAAUGUGCUCUGGAAACAUUGUGAGUUGAUGAGCGCGACCCUCUCACUGCCAUUUGCUAAUGAUGCUCGUGCUCAGUCACGCCCAGCUAAUGGAAGCGUCCUCACCUCGAUCGAUUCGGCGCAAGAAAUUUGAGCAAGAGAUGUGCGACGUUGGCAUGCCCCAUGAAGAUCGCAUCGCGGCUCGAGAGAAAUGGUUCAAAGCAGAGAGCGACCACCUGCGACAAAUGCGCGUCCUCAAGGCGUCUUCAAUUGCCCGACACAACGCAAAAGGCAUUUCGAUCGCCGGCUAUGAUACGUUGCGCGUGCUGGGCAAAGGCAGCUUCGGUGUAGUUCGUCUAGUGACCGAAAGCGGUCCGAGGAGUGCAGAUGAAUUGGACAAGGCAAGUAUAACAUUCCGAACUUUGAUUCCAGAGCUUUCUGACGUGUGACAGAACAUCACGCCAAAGUCUGUUCUCGCUGGCAAGCCUCUCUCGGACGUCUACGCCAUGAAGGUCAUUCGGAAGUCGGAAAUGCUUCGAGCAUGCCAAGAAGGGCAUCUUCGCGCUGAAAGAGAUUUCUUGGUUGCUUCCGAAGGAUCACGCUGGGUUGUGCCUCUCCUUUCCAGUUUCCAGGACAACAGCAACCUGUAUCUCGUCAUGGAGUACAUGAUUGGCGGCGACUUCCUGGGACUGCUUCUCCGAGAAGACGUCUUAGACGAAGAGGUGGCCAGAUAG